Messenger RNA from Cokeromyces recurvatus, 1941 nucleotides. RefSeq lists its product as uncharacterized. The record is from RefSeq and is a predicted model, not a curated record. The coding region runs from base 1 to 1941 and encodes 646 amino acids. NCBI's taxonomy places the organism in Eukaryota, Fungi, Mucoromycota, Mucoromycetes, Mucorales, Mucoraceae. Gene Ontology annotation, molecular function: translation initiation factor activity; translation initiation factor binding; guanyl-nucleotide exchange factor activity. Gene Ontology annotation, cellular component: eukaryotic translation initiation factor 2B complex. The transcript is spliced from 2 exons.
AUGGAUCCUUUCUCUUCGAUUCAAGAUUAUCCAGAAUUUACAAAUAUGAAUCAAAAUAUGAUUGAUUUUGUUGUACCGAAGGGUAUAGAAUAUUACUUGAAUAUUAGAAAUUUAACACCUUUACGAAAAUUCCCCGUUUGUAUAGCAGCUUCUGUUUAUCGAAUGUCUGCUGGGAACAGUAUGUCAGUUAAUCAAGAUCAAAGAAGUGAAUCUCCCUGGGAGACAAUUCGACAUCGUCAAAAAAUGACGGAAGACCUAAAUAAUAAUCAUAUAAUGAGUAGUAGUAGUACUAGUAGUAAUAGCAGUAGUAGUAGUAGCAGCAGCAGCAGCAAUGAAAGUAUAAAUGGUAGCACUUGUUCGGCUUUAAAUUCCUCUUGUUCUUCACGUGCCAUUUCUCCUGACCCUAAGCUUUCAUCCUCAUCGUAUCAUCGUCACUCUAAAAAACGAUCUUAUCAUUUACUUUUACGAGAAAUUAAACGUUUACGUGGUGAAAAUAAUGCUUUACGUUGCAAUGUGGCUUUACUGAAGAAUGAUCUUCGUGAUAUUACUUUAUCUCGACAGGAUUCUGACGCCUCUCAUAAAAAAUUUUAUGAUGAAUAUGUGGAUAAAAAUACUCAACUUGAAAUUGACCUUAUGGAUCGUGACGAUGAAAUUCGGUUACUCAAAGAACAAAUAGAGGAACUCAAACUCGCUCUCUUUGAUUCUCAAGAAGAAAAGAGUAAAAAGUCAUCCUUUUCUAAUUCAACUAGAGAAUUGAAAAAUUCUGUUUCAAAUAGUAUUUUCAGUUGUUAUGAAGAAGAAAGGGAUCAUGAUGAUGAUCAUCUUUUAACAUGCCAACCUCUGGCUCAUGAAUCUACUUUACCCGAUUUUAAUAUAAAAUUGAAUGAAGAUGACGCUUGUAAAGAUUAUUUACGAAGACGAUUUUUAGAAGGCAAUGAUGAAAGAGAAGAGAAUGAAGAUGAAGAAGAAGAUGAAGAAGAAGAGGAUGAAGAUGAACAACUUACAUUUGAACAUGUUGCAACCUCUUAUAUCCAUCAAGCCAUUCUUUCAAAAUUAUCAAGUGCACGCGUUCGUCUGGAAUUAGAUGACCUCAUUCUGAAGUAUGAACCUAGUGCAGAGAAUGUGGUACACGUUUUAGCGGACUCCUUUGUGAAAUGGAUCUGUAGUCUACUCACAAAAUGGAUCGAUAAAUCUUCUUCUUCCUCUCAUCCUACAACAGCGACUAAAGUCUUUACAUCCAAGAUCCAGUCUGGUAUUAUAGAAUUCUGGCAAUCUAUUCUUCAAUACUAUACAACCGAAGAUGAGAAUCAGCAUCAUCUACUGAAUUAUAUAGAAACGGCCCUUGAACUUGUUUCAUCGCCGGGAACGGCUAUCGUGGAUCACUUUGAUCGUUUAAUUGUGAUGUUGUACAAGUAUCAUGUGGUAGAUGAUGAUGCUGUCCUUGAAUGGUGGGAACAUCCUUUUAAUACGGAUAUCUCGAGAAAGAUUCGAAAAAUAACAUCUCGAUUUAUUGAAUGGGUUCAAGCAGACGAUGAAAGUGAUGUAAACAGUGAUGACAGCUAUGAAAGUAAUGAAGAAGAGAGUGAUAAUGACAAUGACAAUGAUAUUAAUUUUGGUUACGAUGAUGAUGAUGAUGAUGAUGAAAUCGAGUUUAGUUUUGCUGAAUCCCCUUUCUCGGAAGAAACCCAACAAAUUGAAGAUGAUGGAUCUGAUGUUGAUUUACAUUUAAAUAGCUUUCCCGAGAGUUCUAUAGAUGAAUUAAUAAACGCCAAUGAGCGUGAAAUAUGUGCAUGCCAAUUAGACAAAGACACGAUACCUUCCUCCUCCUCCUCCUCCUCUAAAAAGCAAGAACCAUUCGAAUGCUCAUGCAAUAUAUAUAAUAGUAAUAGUACCUCUCACACAACAGAAAAGAAAAAGAAAUCUGUUCGUAUCGCUUUGUAA